Molecule: messenger RNA, 3944 nt
Organism: Eimeria tenella
Lineage: Eukaryota; Apicomplexa; Conoidasida; Eucoccidiorida; Eimeriidae
Product: Cell surface glycoprotein 1, related
Exons: 1
Source: RefSeq, a predicted model, not a curated record
CAAAUCCAGAGAAGACAGCGGGGAAGCCAGCCCCAGCAGACAGCAUGAAGAGCCUCUUUUUCCCAGAGGCCAGUGUGAGCCACCUGAAGCGCCACCAAGUCAGCCAGAGGAGGAAGCAGAAGAGGAGCCGCAGCAGCAGCAGACUUGCAUUGUUAAGGAAGGAAGCAGCUCCGCGCAGAUAGAGCCGGAUCUUAGGCGCAGCGAUGGGCAGCCAGAAAGCGCGAAAAUGCAUUUUGAGGAAAAAGUGGCGACUUCUGAAACAAAUAAGCCAAAGACGCUGUCCUGCAGCCACCAGAGCUGCACAGCGUCUUCUGCACGAGAGGCAACGCCGCCAGCUAAAUCGGGUUUCUGUAGGGUUUCCGUCCCAGCUGAAAUCUCGCAAGAAACUCUUUUCAGAGGAAAUGCAGAAGGAGGAUAUUCAGAACACGGAGAGCAGCAGGAAGCGCCAGAUGAACACGAACAACCUACCGGCUCUGCGCGAGCCUUUCAUGAUAAACUUGUUGAUCAGCUGCCUCUUGCAGCUGGCGUGAUCUUUCUGGCCCCCCGUGAGCAGAGGGAAGUGGCAGAGAAACCGGAAAAAAAGGGGAUCAUAGCGGCCUUGCUUGAGCACUUGUAUCAGCACCGGAUAAGCUACAGCCCUGCAGCCAAGCCACAAAGCAAAGAUGAAUCCACAACAACUGCGAAAGGAAACGGCGACGGAACUGGACUCGAAGGCACACAGCAGCUCAAUAUAACCUCCAGUGUAGGGGAACCAAGUCUACCUGCAGACUCCAACCAGGAGCGCCACAGCUUCUCCGGCGAACUUCAACAGGAGGCACCGCCACACAAAAAACAGCAGCAUCACUGCCUUGGUCGUUUACCAAACGAAACUGAAUCUGAGGUGACAACAGAAAUUCACAGGAGCACCGCACUCGAUACCGGAAUAGGGCGCCAGGAGAUCGCCUCACCCAGUACAAGCCCACGAUUGCCGCUAGAAAGACCUGAUCACCAGGUCUCAAUUGCGCAUUCUCAUGAACGGUCUGCUGCUGGAGAGGCUGCAGAACGGCAGAGAAGCCAAGGCGACGGGAAUUCAAGUUUUCCCGCGAUUCCCGUAGCUGCGGCUCCCUCUUUCUUUACCUCUUUCGGAUCUGCUGCAGAGAGCAGUGAGGCGACUGGAAACUUCCAGGAUGCGUCAGAAGGUGCGGAGCUAGAGCCCGAAAAGCCUGAUCACCAGGUCUCAAUUGCACAUUCUCGUGAACCGUCUGCUGCUGGAGAGGCUGCAGAACGGCAGAGAAGCCAAGGCGACGGGAAUUCAAGUUUUCCCGCGAUUCCCGUAGCUGCGGCUCCCUCGUUCUUUACCUCUUUCGGAUCUGCUGCAGAGAGCAGUGAGGCGACUGGAAACUUCCAGGAUGCGUCAGAAGGUGCGGAGCUAGAGCCCGAAAAGCCUGAUCACCAGGUCUCAAUUGCACAUUCUCGUGAACCGUCUGCUGCUGGAGAGGCUGCAGAACGGCAGAGAAGCCAAGGCGACGGGAAUUCAAGUUUUCCCGCGAUUCCCGUAGCUGCGGCUCCCUCGUUCUUUACCUCUUUCGGAUCUGCUGCAGAGAGCAGUGAGGCGACUGGAAACUUCCAGGAUGCGUCAGAAGGUGCGGAGCUAGAGCCCGAAAAGCCUGAUCACCAGGUCUCAAUUGCGCAUUCUCGUGAACCGCCUGCUGCUGGAGAGGCUGCAGAACGGCAGAGAAGCCAAGGCGACGGGAAUUCAAGUUUUCCCGCGAUUCCCGUAGCUGCGGCUCCCUCGUUCUUUACCUCUUUCGGAUCUUCCGCAGAGAGCAGUGAGGCGACUGGAAACUUCCAGGAUGCGUCAGAAGGUGCGGAGCUAGAGCCCGAAAAGCCUGAUCACCAGGUCUCAAUUGCGCAUUCUCGUGAACCGCCUGCUGCUGGAGAGGCUGCAGAACGGCAGAGAAGCCAAGGCGACGGGAAUUCAAGUUUUCCCGCGAUUCCCGUAGCUGCGGCUCCCUCGUUCUUUACCUCUUUCGGAUCUGCUGCAGAGAGCAGUGAGGCGACUGGAAACUUCCAGGAUGCGUCAGAAGGUGCGGAGCUAGAGCCCGAAAAGCCUGAUCACCAGGUCUCAAUUGCGCAUUCUCGUGAACCGCCUGCUGCUGGAGAGGCUGCAGAACGGCAGAGAAGCCAAGGCGACGGGAAUUCAAGUUUUCCCGCGAUUCCCGUAGCUGCGGCUCCCUCGUUCUUUACCUCUUUCGGAUCUGCUGCAGAGAGCAGUGAGGCGACUGGAAACUUCCAGGAUGCGUCAGAAGGUGCGGAGCUAGAGCCCGAAAAGCCUGAUCACCAGGUCUCAAUUGCACAUUCUCGUGAACCGUCUGCUGCUGGAGAGGCUGCAGAACGGCAGAGAAGCCAAGGCGACGGGAAUUCAAGUUUUCCCGCGAUUCCCGUAGCUGCGGCUCCCUCGUUCUUUACCUCUUUCGGAUCUUCCGCAGAGAGCAGUGAGGCGACUGGAAACUUCCAGGAUGCGUCAGAAGGUGCGGAGCUAGAGCCCGAAAAGCCUGAUCACCAGGUCUCAAUUGCGCAUUCUCGUGAACCGCCUGCUGCUGGAGAGGCUGCAGAACGGCAGAGAAGCCAAGGCGACGGGAAUUCAAGUUUUCCCGCGAUUCCCGUAGCUGCGGCUCCCUCGUUCUUUACCUCUUUCGGAUCUGCUGCAGAGAGCAGUGAGGCGACUGGAAACUUCCAGGAUGCGUCGGAAGGUGCGGAGCUAGAGCCCGAAAAGCCUGAUCACCAGGUCUCAAUUGCACAUUCUCGUGAACCGUCUGCUGCUGGAGAGGCUGCAGAACGGCAGAGAAGCCAAGGCGACGGGAAUUCAAGUUUUCCCGCGAUUCCCGUAGCUGCGGCUCCCUCGUUCUUUACCUCUUUCGGAUCUGCUGCAGAGAGCAGUGAGGCGACUGGAAACUUCCAGGAUGCGUCGGAAGGUGCGGAGCUAGAGCCCGAAAAGCCUGAUCACCAGGUCUCAAUUGCACAUUCUCGUGAACCGUCUGCUGCUGGAGAGGCUGCAGAACGGCAGAGAAGCCAAGGCGACGGGAAUUCAAGUUUUCCCGCGAUUCCCGUAGCUGCGGCUCCCUCGUUCUUUACCUCUUUCGGAUCUGCUGCAGAGAGCAGUGAGGCGACUGGAAACUUCCAGGAUGCGUCAGAAGGUGCGGAGCUAGAGCCCGAAAAGCCUGAUCACCAGGUCUCAAUUGCGCAUUCUCGUGAACCGCCUGCUGCUGGAGAGGCUGCAGAACGGCAGAGAAGCCAAGGCGACGGGAAUUCAAGUUUUCCCGCGAUUCCCGUAGCUGCGGCUCCCUCGUUCUUUACCUCUUUCGGAUCUGCUGCAGAGAGCAGUGAGGCGACUGGAAACUUCCAGGAUGCGUCAGAAGGUGCGGAGCUAGAGCCCGAAAAGCCUGAUCACCAGGUCUCAAUUGCACAUUCUCGUGAACCGUCUGCUGCUGGAGAGGCUGCAGAACGGCAGAGAAGCCAAGGCGACGGGAAUUCAAGUUUUCCCGCGAUUCCCGUAGCUGCGGCUCCCUCGUUCUUUACCUCUUUCGGAUCUUCCGCAGAGAGCAGUGAGGCGACUGGAAACUUCCAGGAUGCGUCAGAAGGUGCGGAGCUAGAGCCCGAAAAGCCUGAUCACCAGGUCUCAAUUGCGCAUUCUCGUGAACCGCCUGCUGCUGGAGAGGCUGCAGAACGGCAGAGAAGCCAAGGCGACGGGAAUUCAAGUUUUCCCGCGAUUCCCGUAGCUGCGGCUCCCUCGUUCUUUACCUCUUUCGGAUCUGCUGCAGAGAGCAGUGAGGCGACUGGAAACUUCCAGGAUGCGUCAGAAGGUGCGGAGCUAGAGCCCGAAAAGCCUGAUCACCACGUUGCAGUUGAGCCUUCUGCUGAACGAUCUGCUGGAAUGCCUAUACAGCAGAAGAGUAACAUCUCCG